Molecule: messenger RNA, 1653 nt
Organism: Antrostomus carolinensis (chuck-will's-widow)
Lineage: Eukaryota; Metazoa; Chordata; Aves; Caprimulgiformes; Caprimulgidae
Gene: MMP17
Product: matrix metallopeptidase 17
Exons: 10
Coding region: 1-1653 (550 amino acids)
Biological process (GO): proteolysis; extracellular matrix organization; collagen catabolic process
Cellular component (GO): extracellular matrix
Molecular function (GO): zinc ion binding; metalloendopeptidase activity
Source: RefSeq, a predicted model, not a curated record
AUGGUCAAGGACUGGCUGACAAAAUUUGGGUAUCUGCCCCCUCCGGAUCCUGUCACAGGACGGCUGCAGACGCAGGAGGAGCUCACCAAGGCCAUCACCGCCAUGCAGCGGUUCGGGGGGCUGGAGGCGACGGGGGUCCUAGACGAAGCCACGCUGGAGCUGAUGAAGACCCCCCGCUGCUCUCUGCCCGACCUUGCUGGCGUGGAGAGCCGGAGGAAGCGACACACACAGGCUGUCACCAAGUGGAGCAAAAGGAACUUAUCUUGGAGAGUUCGGACCUUCCCAAAAGAGUCCCACCUGGGCCACGACACAGUCCGAGCCCUGAUGUACUAUGCCCUGAAGGUCUGGAGUGACAUUACCCCGCUGAAUUUCCAUGAAGUGGCAGGUAACAAUGCCGACAUCCAGAUAGACUUCUCCAAGGCAGAUCACAAUGACGGCUACCCUUUUGAUGGACCUGGUGGGACAGUGGCACAUGCUUUCUUCCCUGGAGACCAUCACACGGCAGGAGACACCCAUUUUGAUGAUGAUGAGUAUUGGACCUUCCGAUCAUCAGAUGCUCAUGGGAUGGACCUAUUUGCUGUAGCUGUCCAUGAGUUUGGCCAUGCCAUUGGCUUGACCCACAUCUCUGCCAUAGAGUCUAUCAUGAGACCCUACUACCAAGGUCCAGUGGGGGAUCCUCUGAAAUAUGAUCUACCUUAUGAGGACAAAGUCCGAAUCUGGCAACUCUACGGAGUCAGGGAAUCUGUGUCCCCCACAGCCAAGCCUGAAGUAAGCAAAACUGAUGACCAUCCUAUCCUGCCAGAGCUGCCAGAGAACCGCUCCACUGUCCCGCUCAGGCGGGAUGUGCCCAACAGAUGCAACACUCACUUUGAUGCGGUGGCCCAGAUCAGGGGAGAGGCUUUUUUCUUCAAAGGCAAGUACUUCUGGAGACUGACUCGCAAUAAGCACUUGGUCUCCCUCCAGCCGGCUCAGAUCCACCGUUUCUGGCGAGGCUUGCCGCUCAACCUGGACAGCCUGGACGCGGUCUAUGAGAGAACCAGCGACCACAAGAUCGUCUUCUUCAAAGGAGACAGAUACUGGGUCUUCAAAGACAAUAACGUGGAGGAAGGAUACCCACGGCCCAUCUCAGACUUUGGUCUGCCACCUGGAGGAAUCGAUGCCGCUUUCUCCUGGGCCCACAAUGACAAGACUUAUUUCUUUAAGGACAAUCUCUACUGGCGCUAUGAUGACCACGAGCGGAGGAUGGAUCCCGGGUACCCUUCAGAGACCAUGCUGUGGAAGGGAAUACCAAGUCCUUUAGAUGAUGCCAUGAGGUGGUCAGAUGGUGCAAGUUACUUCUUCAGGGGCAAGGAGUACUGGAAAGUGCUGGACAGUGACGUGGAGGCCCAGCCUGGUUAUCCCCAGUCCAUCGCGAGGGACUGGCUGGUGUGCAGCGACAUGCAGUCCGACUCCCCAGAGGCAGCCGGGAGCAGCAGGACUGGGGCACGCUCCAAACCGGGGCAGCAUGACGAGAGCCGCUCAGAAAAUGGCUACGAGGUCUGCUCCUGCACCUCGGCCUCCCCGUCCCUCCGGGUUUGCCCUGUGCUCAGACUGUCAGCCAGCCUCAUGCUGACGAGCAUGUGGACAGCAGCACUGGUGUGUGCAGCCCUAUGA